AUGAUUCGAAUGUCUCAAGUCAGAAAAUCUACCCAAGAUAUGGGUAGCCAUGUACCUGGCCCUUCAACAAAUACUUGUAUGCUCCUAGACUUCCUGCGCGCUGCACACCUAAAGAACGACUGUGAUGGAGUUAUUCGUCGUCAAAGCACUGUUCUAUCCCUCUUCCACUCAUCAGUGCCAUAUACCAUACCGCUAGAGCCUUGCCAUGCAAACUCCACAUUCAAUCUCACCAUUCGAGAGCCCUUACUAUGCGAGCUAUUCCCCAAGAUCACAUGGUACUGGUUUCAAUUCUGGAAAGAAGACCCGUUGUACAGCUGCGUCUUGGAAGAUGAUGCUCUUCUAAAAAUUGAAAAUCCUGAACGAUUAAAGCAGUUGCUUCCAAACCGAGAAAUGUUGGAAAAAAGCUUUUCAGAUAAUUCAUCUGACUUCAAUGCUAAAGCUUUCGCAAAAAAAGCUGUCAAAUCUUGGUCGCCGGAUUACAAAAAGAUGAGAUCACACCGGAGAUUUGGUUGCAACCACAAGGAGGAGAACGGGAAUCACACAGUUGUCUGUCUCUUCGUGAAGAUGUGA
Molecule: messenger RNA, 570 nt
Organism: Necator americanus (New World hookworm)
Lineage: Eukaryota; Metazoa; Nematoda; Chromadorea; Rhabditida; Ancylostomatidae
Exons: 6
Coding region: 1-570 (189 amino acids)
Source: RefSeq, a predicted model, not a curated record